GAAGCAAUUGAAAAUAGAGACGAAGAGACUGUUGAAGAAAUCGCAAAAGGAGAUUCUAGUAUGUUCAAUGGCCUCUGUGACAGAGUUCUCAGUUCAUUGUCUCUGGUGCAUAGUGCAAUGCAAGAAGUGCUGGAUUUCAAAGAUGAAAUGCUGAAACAUGAUUUACCAUCACCAUUGCUGAUUCAUCUGGCCCUGAUCAGUGGCAAACUUUUCAGAAGCAUCGGUGACCUGGGAGUGCCUGUUGGAGAGCUAGUCAGAUUGGUUCAUGUCUACUCAGCUUCAUGGGGGGAGAACAAGACUGCUUUGAGAAAACUCUAUGAAUGCCUUGACAGCAAACAGAAACAAUUGAACAUUGCUAUUAGACGUUUACAGCUGUUGGAUGAGCAAUCAAAGAGAAUGGCCAGGGAAAAGCGUAUCCUUAACUGGGAAAGGCUUUUUGCAAAAGUAUCAACUGUCAAAGGUCAUGGUCGCCGUUGGAAGUUUCACAUCGAAACAAUCAAAGAGAAAGCUAAGUUAGGUCUUGAGCAUGUCCAGGCUUAUGCUCUAAACAUAUCAAAUUCCAAUGAAGAAGAUACUGUUUUAGAAGAAGACGUUGAAGUCAGUGGCGAUCAAGUUUCCACACAAGGUCAGAAUAGCGAAGAGGACAAGAAGAAAG
This is a messenger RNA of Candidula unifasciata, 655 nucleotides long. NCBI's taxonomy places the organism in Eukaryota, Metazoa, Mollusca, Gastropoda, Stylommatophora, Geomitridae. The record is from the annotation of a GenBank genome assembly.